Molecule: messenger RNA, 2512 nt
Organism: Catharus ustulatus (Swainson's thrush)
Lineage: Eukaryota; Metazoa; Chordata; Aves; Passeriformes; Turdidae
Gene: LRRC75A
Product: leucine rich repeat containing 75A
Exons: 4
Coding region: 190-1278 (362 amino acids)
Source: RefSeq, a predicted model, not a curated record
AGAGCCCUCUGAGCACCCCCGGAUCCACUGAGCACCCACAGAGCCCUCCGAGCCUGCCCCGGACCCACCGACCCGUCCGAGCACCCACCGACCCCUCUGAGCACCCACAGAGCGCCCCGAGCCUUCCCGGACCCACCGAGCCCCCCGACCCUCCCCACUCCCCCCUUGCAUGCAGCCCCCUCGCUGGCCAUGGGCACGAAGCAGACCAAGGGCUGCCAGCCGGGCAGUGCCGGGGAGAGCCCCCCGGGCCAGCCCCGCAAGAAGGCGGCCAGCAGGGAAAGGGGCGAGUUCCUGGCUUCCCUCGUGGCCAAGUCCGGCGAGAAGUUGGGCAAGGGCGCUGGCCCCGGCUUGCCCCCGUACCACCGGCGGAUCUGCAUGAUCCAGGACAUGCUGCUGCUGGUCAAGCAGGGCAAGCAGGAGGAGGCCACCGAGCUGCUGAAGAACCUGCGGCAGGAUUUGGGGAUGGAGUCCACCUCUCUGGAUGAUGUCCUCUAUCGCUACGCCAGCUUCAGGAACCUGGUGGAUCCCAUCACCCACGACCUGAUCAUCAGCCUGGCCAGAUACAUCCACUGCCCCAAACCAGAGGGAGAGUCCCUGGGGGCCAUGGAGAAGCUCUGCAGACAGCUCACCUACCACCUGAGCCCGCACUCGCAGGGGAGGCGCCCGGGCAUCGCCAGGAGGAAACCACAGUCCUGCCUGAAGGCCGCGCUGACGGCCAAACCCCAGGACAACACCGUGGACCUGUCGGGCAUCCCGCUGAGCCCGAAGGACGUGGAGCGGCUGCGGGCGUACCUGGAGCACAGCUCGGAGCUGAUCUCCACGCUGGAGCUGUGCUUCACCGAGCUGACGGACGAGCUGCUGCUGCAGCUGCUGCCCGCGCUGCGCGGCCUGCCCCGCCUCACCACGCUGGGCCUCAACGGCAACCGCCUGACCAGGGCCAUCCUCAGGGACCUCACCGACAGCCUCAAGGACCCCAGCAACUUCCCCAGCGUCACCUGGAUCGACCUGGGCAACAACGUGGACAUCUUCUCGCUGCCGCAGCCCUUCCUGCUCAGCCUCAAGAGGCGCUGCCCCAAGCAGGGGAAUUUGCCGACCAUCCUGGAGUUCGGGGAGGGUCAGCUCGGUGAUUUGGAGGGGCACGAGGGGAUGGGGGAUGGCCAUGAGGGGAUGGGGGACGGCCACGAGGAGCUGAGGGCUGGGCCGGGCCAGGCUGGCAGCACGGACUGCGAGCGGACGGACAGAACGGCCGAGGAGAGAGGGGCCACAGCACAGACGUGAUGGCCGGCCCUGGGUGGCACCUUGAGCCACACCAUAGACACGAUGGCCAGCCCUGGGUGGCACCAAGGAGCCACAGACGUGAUGUCCAGCUUUGGGUGGCACCAAGGAGCCACAGCACAGACACAGUGUCCAGCCCUGGGUGAGCACCUUGAGCCACAGACAUGGCCAAGCCCUGGGUGGCAACAAGGAGCCACACCACAGACAUGAUGUCCAGCUUUGGAUGGCACCUUGAGCCACAGACAUGAUGUCCUGCCCUGGGUGGCACCAAGGAGCCACAGACAUGAUGUCCAGCCUUGGUUGAACACCUUGAGCCCCAGCACAGACAUGAUGUCCAGCCCUUGGGUGGCACCAAGGAGCCACAGACAUGAUGUCCAGCUUUGGGUGGCACCAAGGAGCCACAGCAAAGACGUGAUGGCCAGCCCUGGGUGAGCACUUUGAGCACAGCACAGACACAGUGGCCAGCCUCAGGUGAACACCUUGGGCCACAGACAUGAUGUCCAGCCCUUGGGUGGCACCAAGGAGCCACAGCCAUGAUGUCCAGCCUUGGUUGAACACCUUAAGCCACACCACAGACAUGAUGUCCAGCUUUGGGUGAGCACCUUGAGCAAGGAUGACUUCAAUCCUGAGCUGGGAGUGUCUAUUCCCAUUCCUGGAUGCUCCAGGAGUCCCAGGUGCUGCCUCCCCUCUGUGCCACGAAUGUCAGUGAUUCUCUUCUUGAAGAACACAUAAAAGUGAUCAUGUAGAGUUUUUGUAUUUUCUAAAAGCUGGCCAGGUGUUUUGAAUUGUCAGUGGUGUGCUGUGCUUUUGUCUCUCUCAGAAAUGCAUCUCCAAGGGGCUGCAAGCUCUCAGAAGGGCAGGAAAAGGGAGCAGGGAGGUGCCCAGGCUGUGCAGGGAAGGGCUGCUCUUCCUCAGAGCUGGAUCUCAGCUGCUCCCCACAGGAUGGACAGACAGCAGCCACCCCAAAGGGACCUGCCUGGCACAAACCUUCAAUCCUUCCCACUCCUGACUUCAGGAAUCACUGGUGAGAGGUGUGGCUGCUGAGACACAACAAAAACCUGCUCACACACAAACCAGGGAUCAAAAAUCUGCUCACACACAAACCAGGGGUCUGAAAUCUGCUCACACACAAACCAGGGCUCUAAAACCUGCUCACACACAAACCAGGGCUCUAAAAUCUGCUCACACACAAACCAGGGCUCUAAAACCUGCUCACACACAAACCAGGGCUCUAAAA